Messenger RNA from Fimicolochytrium jonesii, 1224 nucleotides. RefSeq lists its product as uncharacterized. NCBI's taxonomy places the organism in Eukaryota, Fungi, Chytridiomycota, Chytridiomycetes, Spizellomycetales, Powellomycetaceae. The coding region runs from base 247 to 933 and encodes 228 amino acids. The transcript is spliced from 3 exons. The record is from RefSeq and is a predicted model, not a curated record.
CUACGCUGCAGGUACGAUAUGAGGCGCAAAGGAGCUCGGCGUGGCAGUAUAUAAAGACAGGGGGGUCGCCAUGCCCCCCCGGCAUCGUUUUUCGAUAUUUUCCAACUUGCGAACAACUCUGCAAUCAGACGACGACGUAGUAGCAAUCAGGUCUAGCGAACCUCUCAUUCACCGUACAGCAGCACUUUUCGCGUCUUGUCGAACGAACACAUCUACCUUUCCCAUUUCUCAACACUCAUCGUCAAUAUGAAGGCCGCCGCUGUUAUCCUUGGUCUCGCUUGCGCCACCGGUGCCCAGGCCGCGCCUUUCUUCAAGCUCGGUCGUCAGGUUGCCGCCGUCAGCUCGGCCGUUGAUGCGGUCGUCACGCCCGUCGCCAAUGCCGUGACGCAGGCUGCCACCGCUGUCCAGGCGGCUGUGACCAACGUGGUUGGCGUGCAGACUAUCUUUGAUACUAGGAUUGUUCCCGUUGUCCAGCAAACCGCAGUCCCGGUCGCCGCAUCCGUCGCCGUGACACGCGAGGUGCUGGCCACCACCGUCGUCGAUGUGAACGUUCCCAUUCCAACGUUCUUCACCUCGCAAGUCGCGGUGCCCACCGUCAUCAUCGAGCCCGGUGCGCCUCUCAUCCAGCCCACCAGCACGCUGGAGGUGCAGUACGGUGUCGUCACGCGGUACACUCAGACCGUCUACCCUACCGUUAUCACUCAGUACAUCACCGAGCAAGUCCCCUACACAGUCCAAACCACCCAAACCGUCGAAGUGCCCGCCACCGUCGUCGUCCCGCAAGUACUCACAAUUUCCUCAGAAAUCCUCGUCCCCACCGUCGUCCCCGGUACCAUCGUCGAGGCCCGCCCCUCCCAGACCCUCGUCGCCACCCAAGUUGUCGAGAUCUCCGCAGUGGCGCCUGCGCCUCCUGCCCCUACCCCUGCCGUUUAGAGUACAAGCACUGUCAUGAAUAUGUGGGAUGGAGUCGCUUCCCCCUCACCCUCAUCUUUGAUUUGUUGAAUAUGUUUUUUUGGGGCUCGGGACUGGGCGGGUAGUCACUCAUAUAUCUUUUUGACACUUUGAUUGCUCUUUUCUUGCUCUGUGUUGUAUUGUGUUGUUUUGGUCACUACCGUGUUUGUUUGUUUUAAUAUAUAAGAGACGUAAAACAUAUCAUCAAAACAGUGCAUAUCCACUCUGAUACAUUCCGUCGGCUGUCUAUUCUGCUCGACAUUAUCUUUUCGU